UGCUUCUUGAGCCUAGCAUCUGCUAACGUAACACCGGCAUCACCAUGACUGACGCAGCCAUCUCUUUUGCCAAGGACUUCUUGGCCGGCGGUGUGGCCGCAGCUAUCUCCAAGACCGCUGUAGCACCUAUUGAAAGAGUCAAGCUUCUACUGCAAGUCCAACAUGCAAGCAAACAGAUCACCGCAGACAAGCACUACAAGGGCAUCAUGGACUGUGUUGUCAGAAUCCCCAAAGAACAGGGUUUCAUGUCUUUUUGGCGUGGUAACCUUGCCAACGUGAUCCGUUAUUUCCCAACCCAGGCCCUCAACUUCGCCUUCAAAGACAAGUACAAGAAGAUCUUCCUGGACAAUGUAGACAAGAAGACCCAGUUCUGGCGCUACUUUGCUGGCAACCUUGCUUCUGGUGGUGCUGCUGGGGCAACCUCCCUCUGCUUUGUCUACCCCCUUGACUUUGCCCGUACCCGUCUAGCAGCUGAUGUGGGCAAAGGCAAUGCUGAGAGAGAGUUCAAGGGCCUUGGUGAUUGCUUAGUUAAGAUCUCCAGAUCUGAUGGGAUCAAGGGCUUGUACCAGGGAUUCAACGUAUCUGUUCAGGGCAUCAUCAUCUACAGAGCUGCUUAUUUUGGCAUCUAUGAUACAGCUAAAGGUAUGCUUCCAGAUCCCAAGAACACACACAUUAUCAUCAGCUGGAUGAUUGCUCAGACUGUAACAGCGGUAGCUGGAUUUGUCUCCUAUCCAUUUGACACAGUACGUCGUCGUAUGAUGAUGCAGUCUGGAAGGAAAGGAGCUGACAUCAUGUACAGUGGAACAAUUGACUGCUGGAGGAAGAUUGCACGGGAUGAGGGCAGCAGGGCUUUCUUCAAGGGUGCCUGGUCCAAUGUUCUCAGAGGAAUGGGUGGCGCUUUUGUGCUGGUGUUGUAUGAUGAGCUGAAGAAAUACAUCUAAACUUGUCCUUGUUGAGAUGUCUGUGACCUGGCAUGCUGUAUUAUGUAACAUACCUUGAACAUUCAUGGACCUUCUUUAUUUUUUUUUGUCAAACACACCCUUAUUUAUAAAAUAUAGCUGGUAAUCUUUACUGGCUGGUAUUUUGGGAUCAGUUCUAUUACAUCUCACCAGCUUUCCACAUUAAUAAAUCAUUCCCUUUAAGUCUCUUACUGCUUUUAGUGCCUGCAACUGUGCCUCCUUGGCAGUUUUUGGCCCUUUGGCAGUGACAGGCUGAUUCAGUGGGACUCAACGCUCCUUUAUUUUUUAUUUCAGUCAUUCAUGUUUUUAAGUAACUUAGGUUUGAGGAAAUAAAAAAUACGGAUCUA
Xenopus tropicalis (tropical clawed frog) is the source of this 1306-nucleotide messenger RNA. RefSeq names its product solute carrier family 25 member 5 (gene slc25a5). Gene Ontology annotation, biological process: mitochondrial ATP transmembrane transport; mitochondrial ADP transmembrane transport; transmembrane transport. NCBI's taxonomy places the organism in Eukaryota, Metazoa, Chordata, Amphibia, Anura, Pipidae. Gene Ontology annotation, cellular component: mitochondrial inner membrane; membrane; mitochondrion. The record is from RefSeq and is marked provisional. Gene Ontology annotation, molecular function: ATP:ADP antiporter activity.